This is a messenger RNA of Oryzias latipes (Japanese medaka), 3728 nucleotides long. RefSeq names its product tenascin N (gene tnn). Gene Ontology annotation, molecular function: protein binding. Gene Ontology annotation, cellular component: perisynaptic extracellular matrix. The record is from RefSeq and is a predicted model, not a curated record. Lineage: Eukaryota; Metazoa; Chordata; Actinopteri; Beloniformes; Adrianichthyidae. Gene Ontology annotation, biological process: regulation of cell adhesion.
CACCAACAGCUUGGGGAUCUUUGAAUCACUUGCUUUGACCUGUCAACAGGUGGCAGAAGGAGAGGUUUGGGGAGUGCUGUUCAGUCCUUCUGAGAGAAGAAAGGAAUAACUUGAAGGAGAAAGCAAAAAAAAAAAACCUCAAGGAAAUGACCACUGGACUUCUACAGAGGGCCUCGUGUCUGCUGGUCCUACUAUGCAUCGUGUCACAUUGUGUGAGCCUCACGGACAACCAGCCCAGUCCCUCAACCGCAGAGCAGGGAUUGACCUUCAGCCACGUCUAUAAGAUUGACAUCCCAGGGAGCUCUGUUGACACACUAGAAUGUCUGCAACCCAAGGACGAAGCAGGUCUGCAAACAGACGUCACAAAAAACGGAGAAAAUGAAAUCCUCUUUAAACACAACAUCCGUUUGCAAACACCAAAGUGUGACUGUGAGGAGUCAGAAAGUUUCAAGUCUCUCCUGUACAGAGUUAAUGGACUGGAAGAAGAAGUCCAAUACCUAAAGCUCCAGUGCGUCCAGGGAUGUUGUAAAACAGCAGGUGUGGACACAAGUUGUAGUGGCCAUGGCACUUACCAACAGGAAUCCUGCAGCUGCGUCUGUACCCCGGGAUGGGAAGGCCCUGAUUGCUCCGUUUCUUCCUGCCCCGACGAGUGUAACGACAAUGGCCGGUGCGUUGAUGGGAAAUGCGAGUGCUAUGAGGGGUACAGUGGCAAGGACUGCAGCCUGCUGACGUGCCCGAACAAUUGCAACGAUAAGGGACAGUGCGUGGAUGGAAAAUGUGUGUGCUUCUCACAUUUUACUGGCGAGGACUGCAGUACCCCAACAUGCCCUGAUAACUGCAAUGGCAACGGACGCUGUGUGAAUGGCCAGUGCGUCUGUGAUGAAGGCCUUUAUGGAGAGGACUGUUCCUCAGUCCUAUCACCUCAGGGUCUGCGGUUGGUCCAGCAGACUGACGUCUCGCUCCUGGUUGAAUGGGAAUCUGUUCGAGGGGCUGAGUACUAUGUGUUGAAAUAUUAUCCAAAAUAUGAUGAGGGUUCAAUGAAGCAGAUUCAGAUUCCCAACACAAAGAAUUCCUACCUCAUCACAGAUCUGACUCCAGGAGUAACCUACAUUGUUGAAGUGUACGCUGUCAUCAAACAGAUCCAAAGUGAAGCAGAGAUGAUUGAAGCCACCACAGAUGUCUCUACCAUUGAUGAUAUCCGAGUCCUUGGCCAGACGGAGAUCUCUAUCCUGGUGGACUGGAAGAAUCCACGGGCUGAAGUGGAUUAUUUUAGGCUGAAACACACGCAUCCAUCAGGGCAGGAAGAGGAGCAGAGUGUGCAGAGGAGUCAAGAGGCACGCACCAAACACACUAUUGUGGGUUUGUAUCCAGGAACAGAGUACCAAAUCUCUGUACAGGCCAUCAAAGGAAACAAUGAGGGAAAACCUUCCAUUGCAGCAGGAGCCACAGAUAUUGAUGCUCCAACAAACCUCAUCACCACUGACGUCACAGAAGAUACUGCAAUGGUCUCCUGGGAUCAGGUCCAAGCUCCGAUAGAGGGCUAUAUGCUGAGCUACACCUCUUCUGAAGGCAGCAGUGCAGACAUCCCUGUAGGCCGUGAUAGCAGUUCAUACAAGCUACUUGGCCUGAAGCCUGGCGUUCGCCACACUGUAUACAUCUGGGCCUACAGAGGAGACAAGGUCAGCGAGAAAGCUUCAACAGAAGCAGAAACAGAGAUUGAUUCUCCAAAGGACCUGAGGGCGUCUGACGUUACUUUGGAAACUGCUACUUUGACUUGGACUCCUCCUCUGGCAGACAUUGAUGGUUACAUCCUUACCUACAGAGAUGAGGGUCUGAUGGAGACUGUUGAAAAGCAGAUAAGAGGUAGCGGGAGCAGCUUUUUUGCUUCUAACUUGAAGUCAGGAAAGAAAUACAUUGUGACCAUCAUUGCAUAUAAAGGCAACAAGAGAAGCAAAGUUGCGGAGACCAUCUUCAAAACAGUUGGUGUUCUGUACCCUUUCCCAAUGGACUGUGUUCAGACCAUGAAGAAUGGGAAUAAGAAGAGUGGCAUCUAUAGUAUUUACAUCAACAAUGACCGGGAUAAACCAAUAGAGGUUUACUGUGACAUGGACACAGAUGGAGGCGGUUGGCUGGUGCUUCAGAGACGUAACAGUGGCAGGCUGGACUUCAUGAAACGCUGGAAGCAGUACAUUGCAGGCUUUGGCAACAUGACUGAUGAAUUCUGGCUUGGAAAUGAGAAGAUAUAUGAACUUACCAACACUCCAACUCAGUAUGAGCUGAGGUUUGACUUGGGCCUGGGUUCAGAGAGAGCUUAUGCUGUCUAUGACAGCUUUAAGAUUGGGACGGUGAAGCAGAAGUACAAACUUGCUAUUGGCAAAUACAAAGGAACGGCAGGUGAUGCAAUGACCUAUCAUCAGGACCGGGCGUGGACAACUGUGGAUUCAGAUAAUGAUAUAGCUUUGGGUAACUGUGCCCUGACCCACCGUGGUGCCUGGUGGUACAAAAACUGUCACCUGGCUAAUCUCAAUGGAAGAUGGGAUGACACCAGGCACAGCAUGGGAGUGAAUUGGAAACCGUGGAAGGGCUUCGAAACGUCCCUCGACUUCACAGAGAUGAAGAUCCGACCUGCAGGAGCCAUGUCCAGCAGCUAGAGAUGAUCGCUUGUUGGCACAGAGAAAAGUCAAUCUUCAAACAGCCUUAAAAAAAUGAAAGGAAAAGGUCUAAACCACAUCAGAUGCAAUCUCUUACAUUGACUUGUAAUCACACUAAGUUUUGAUCUUUCUGUACAUAUGUAGAUACAAACAACACUCUGCACUAUGUGUCUUACAAGUCUCCUUUCCCCUCGGUGCUUCAGAUCUUAUCUGCUUUAGGAGAAAGAAGGCAUAUUCAUUGGUGAUAAAUUGUUUUAAAUGAAAUCAGAAAUGCAAAAAUUUAGUGUGAUUAUUGGAAGCGGUUAAUUAAGAAACUAUAUUUUUUUCUUAAAUGUGUCUAAAUAGUAUUUGUAGCUUAUAUUGAGAUAACUGUUUUACAAAAAAUAUUCAUUUUAAGUCAAGAAUACAUUCAUGAAAAACAAAACAGAAUUUUUCUUCAAACAGUAGUAUUUCGGUCAAAAAUGAACUAAAAGCAUGAUGCUUUAAUGGACAUUUUUAGUCUUUUGAGUUUAAACAACUUUUAAACUCUUAGAUCUCAAAAGUAAUGUUAAGUUUUAUAACAGGAUUUUCAAAAACUCAUAUCCAACAUUUGUAGAACAUUAGAAAUCAUUAUUUUCUAUCAUUAUUUUCAUUAAGAAAACUUUCUUUUUUCUCUUCAGAUUUCCAAAAUGUUUUGACACAAAUUUUACUUACUGUUUGAACAUAGAUAUACUACAUAUUUAAAAUCAAAUGCCAUAAAACUGUAACAUUUCAGCUGAUUCUUCUUCACAAUGUUGAAAAGAAAUGGCAUGUAUUUUUCCUCUAAUGAUCUUCAUGAAGUGGCUUGAGGAUUUUUUUUUCCUCACCGCUGCAACAGUUUUACUACUUUGCAUGAAUGUGUUAAUAAAACGAUUCUUCUUUUGAGUUACAUCCCAGAAUAAAAAUAUGAUCGUCUUUGCUUCAAUUUCGCCUUAAAAAGCCACUACAUGGAGUCAGAAACAUUGCCUUAACUCUGCUUUCCAACUGAAAAAUUGAUUAUUUUUUCUUCAUUUUUUUCUCAACAUCAUGCUAAUGCAUUAAACUUUGCCUUUUCAUUCA